Spodoptera litura is the source of this 1547-nucleotide messenger RNA. RefSeq lists its product as uncharacterized. Gene Ontology annotation, molecular function: lipid binding. The record is from RefSeq and is a predicted model, not a curated record. Lineage: Eukaryota; Metazoa; Arthropoda; Insecta; Lepidoptera; Noctuidae.
CCCCUGAGUCGACAGGAGCGAGGGAUCCGUAGCACGUCCCAUUCAUCAUUCAGUGUACACGCUUCCAUCUUGGAAUCAAGAUGUGGUUACAUAAACUGAUUCUGUUCUCAUUAUUCCUCACAGUUUUCGGUCAAGAUGACACAGAAGAAGAUAUAACUGAUGCAGAGAAAUUAGCAGAAGGAGAGAAGAAACUAAGUGAAAAUGUUCUGGCAAUACUCGAGCACUUUAAACAGCCAGAUCCUGUGGGACUGCCAGGUGCUGCUAUACCAGACCCGUACCCUGUGCCAGAUAUGAAACAGUCCCUGUCGUUUGGUACUCUCUACUUCAAGAACACGGCUGUGCACGGCAUCAGCAAAUUCCGCAUACUCUAUGUCAAUGCUGAAAUUGGAGCAAUGGAGGUCCAUGCAGCGAUGACAAUAGAUGUACUGCAAGCUCGCGGUAAUUACACCAUGUCAACUUGGUUGAACAGAGCUCAGGGGCCAUUCACAGUCGACGUCACUGGUCUGAAGAUUAUAGCUAGAGCAACACUCGGCGUGGAACGUGAUGGAAAACUACGAGCACAAGACAUUGUCAUAGACCUCAGUUUUAGCACUAUAGCAGUGAACUUUGAAAACCUAGGUUUCUUUGGUGGAAUGUUUCAAGGAAUUAUUAACACAGUUGGUAACUUCCUCUUCGACUCCAUUAAACCAUAUGUUUUGAAAGAAGCUUACACUAAAGUUAGAGCCGAAAUCAACACUAAACUGGAUGAAGUCGCUGGAGAUAUGCAGUUCCCUAACUCCAUAUCUCCUCUAGACAUGGUGAUCAUUGACGUCCGGAAAAAGGUACGAGACAUGCAUCUGGACCCUUACAAAAUGAAAGACUACAACGCCACCGUAAGUGUUUUCACAGUAUCUUUAACAAAUACUUGGAUUACUGGUAUAUCUGCAUUUCAAAGAGUUGGUAAUAUAACUUUGCAAAUGGAAAAUAAUACUGCUAUCGCAGACUUUGAUAUUGGCACACAACGGCUUGAAGGCAGAACUCAAUGGGACAUUUCUGCUAUUGGUGGACUACUAUCAAGAGCUGGUACAGCAUCGUUCUCCGUAGAAUAUAUAAGUGCCAGAAUAAUAUUAGCGCAGCCGCUUGACACGAGGAAGAAGCCAAUAUUCAGGAACAUAGACUUGGAAGUAGGAAACAUUCAAGUUCGGUGGAAUGGAGCUGGUACUAUUGAUUACGUUAUUGAAUUCACAGUUAAUGUUUUACCGAACCUACUGAGAUAUCAGAUAAUGGAUGCCAUAGAAGGUCCCUUGAGAGAAAGAGUGCAACAGGAACUUGAUAAGAUUAAUGUUGAGGAGAUGAUUAAAGAAGAACUUCCAAAACUCGACGCCAUGCAAGGUUCAGGAUUUAAACUAUCAGAUUUCAAAGAGUCCGUCACAGAAAAGGAACCUUUUGAUGAAGACGAGUUCUUUAACUUUUAAGUCUGAAUUACUUUAAAGUAAGAUUUCAUAUUUCAUAAAUUGUCAUCUACUUAUUUAUUAAAUUAAUAAAAUUGAAUAAAUCGUACAAUUAUA